This is a messenger RNA of Salvia splendens (bonfire salvia), 838 nucleotides long. Its product is annotated as E3 ubiquitin-protein ligase MPSR1. Gene Ontology annotation, biological process: protein ubiquitination. Gene Ontology annotation, molecular function: zinc ion binding; ubiquitin protein ligase activity. The transcript has a single exon. Gene Ontology annotation, cellular component: cytoplasm. NCBI's taxonomy places the organism in Eukaryota, Viridiplantae, Streptophyta, Magnoliopsida, Lamiales, Lamiaceae. The coding region runs from base 127 to 648 and encodes 173 amino acids. The record is from RefSeq and is a predicted model, not a curated record.
CACAAGCUUCCAAUCAUCUUCCACAAUCUGUACAUAAAAGCUCCGCACAAACAACGCCGCCCAAUUCCAUUAAUUCCUCACUAAAAUUCUCUCAGAACUUGAAGAAAUCACUCAAAUUCUGCAUCAAUGUCGUCCGAAGCUACUUCCCCCCGUCAAUCUCAGGCAUUUCCAGCCGAAUUCUCAUUCAAUUUGAGCGACGGAGGCCUUCCGCUCUUCCUCCCCUUCAUCCUAGGCGUUGCCGGCCUAAAUCCGCCGCCCUACGCCCACGAUGACGAUCACCGCAGCGAUCGGCUCGUCCUGAUCAACCCGAUGACUCAGACAGUGGUAAUCUUGGAAGGCGCCGGCGAUGGAUCGGAGGCCUCAUUCGAUGAUCUGUUACCCUCGAAAUCGGGGCGGCCCCCGGCGUCGAAGGCGUCGAUCGACGCGUUGCCGAGUGUGGAGGUGGCAAGCGGCGGUGAGCAAUGUGCGAUAUGUUUGGAGGGAUGGGAAGAAGGCGAGAAGGCGAAGGAGAUGCCGUGCAAGCAUAGGUUUCACGGUGGGUGUAUAGAGAGAUGGCUGAAUGUAAGCGGCUCUUGCCCUGUGUGCAGGUAUGAGAUGCCGGUGGAGGACAAAAAGCGAGAGGAGGACUGGGGUUUGGAUGACCUUUAGUUUCGGCGGUGAUCGGCCGAGUGUUGAUGCCCAAAUCAUCAGAAUCCUCGUCAAACAGGGCAGGAUUAGGAUCACCAUCAUUCUUCAUUGCACAGCUUCUUUUUUUUUAAUUGGGUUGCCACCUUCUUGUAUAGAGUUUAUGUUGCAAUCUUCAAUUCGAAAUUGGAAUCGAGUUCAAAAUUUCUUGCAA